This is a messenger RNA of Pollicipes pollicipes, 1263 nucleotides long. RefSeq names its product ADAM 17-like protease. Gene Ontology annotation, cellular component: plasma membrane. Lineage: Eukaryota; Metazoa; Arthropoda; Thecostraca; Pollicipedomorpha; Pollicipedidae. Gene Ontology annotation, molecular function: metalloendopeptidase activity. Gene Ontology annotation, biological process: membrane protein ectodomain proteolysis; Notch signaling pathway. The record is from RefSeq and is a predicted model, not a curated record.
CCGCCGCAGGUGUUCAGCCGCGAGCCCUCGCACGAGGACUUCUGCCUGGCGCACCUCUUCACCGACAUCCGGUUCGACGGCGGUAUCCUGGGGCUGGCGUACGUCGGCUCGCCGCGGCGCAACUCGGUCGGCGGCAUCUGCACGCCCGAAUACUUUAAGAACGGCUUUACGCUGUACCUGAACUCGGGCCUGAGCUCGUCGCGGAACCAUUACGGCCAGCGGGUCAUCACCCGCGAGGCUGACCUGGUGACGGCCCACGAGUUCGGCCACAACUGGGGCAGUGAACAUGACCCGGACCUGCCCGAGUGCUCGCCCAGCGCCAACAAGGGCGGCUCCUACCUCAUGUACACAUACUCCGUGUCCGGCUACGACCUCAACAACAAGCGCUUCUCGCCGUGCUCUCUGCGCUCCAUCCGCGCCGUGCUGGUGGCCAAGUCCUCCCGCUGCUUCACCGAGCCGGAGGAGUCGUUCUGCGGCAACCUGCGCGUCGAGGGCGACGAGGAGUGCGACGCCGGCCUGGUGGGCUCCGAGGACGAGGACGCGUGCUGCGACAAAAACUGCCAGCUGCGCCGCAAGCGUGGCGCCGUCUGCAGCGACAAGAACUCGCCCUGCUAGCGCUGUCAGUACCUACAGAUGGGCGUCAAGUGCCGGGACGCCAGCCUGCACACGUGCGAGAUGGAGGCCAAGUGCAACGGCGCGUCGGCCGAGUGUCCGCCGUCGGCGCCGAUGGGCGACGACACCGAGUGCCAGGAGCACGGCGGCCGCUGCCGCGCCGGCAAGUGCGUGGCCUUCUGCGAACUGCAGGACCAGCACAGCUGCAUGUGCGACGUCGAGGAGGACGCGUGCAACCUCUGCUGCCGCCGCUCGCUCAACGACACGUGCACGGCCCAGGAGCCGGUGCGCAUGCUGUCCGGCGGCACGCCGUGCAUGCACGGCUUCUGCACCAACACGGGUGUUUGCGAGAAAACUGUACAGGACGUGGUGGAGCGAUUCUGGGAUAUCAUCGAAGACAUCAACAUCAAUAAGGUACUGCGCUUCCUUCGCGACAACAUCGUGGGCACCGUGCUGGUGAUCAGCAUCAUCAUCUGGGUGCCGGCCUCCUGCAUCUUCAGCUAUGUGGACGCCAAGCGACGGCGCGCCGAGGAGCAGGAGCUGGAGUGGCAGCGGCGCGAUCAGCUGAUCCGGCCGGGCGAGAGGCGCGUCGUCUACACGCGCCGCCGGCUGGCCGAGCGCGAGCGCGAGUACGGCGCCACGAGGCGCUGA